Musa acuminata subsp. malaccensis (wild Malaysian banana) is the source of this 2283-nucleotide messenger RNA. RefSeq names its product phosphoenolpyruvate carboxykinase (ATP) 1. The record is from RefSeq and is a predicted model, not a curated record. NCBI's taxonomy places the organism in Eukaryota, Viridiplantae, Streptophyta, Magnoliopsida, Zingiberales, Musaceae. Gene Ontology annotation, cellular component: cytosol. Gene Ontology annotation, molecular function: ATP binding; phosphoenolpyruvate carboxykinase (ATP) activity. Gene Ontology annotation, biological process: gluconeogenesis.
UUCUUUUGUUGCUCGUCGUGAGACUUGUUCGUUUGUGUCCAUCGUCUCUUUCUCUUCGUUUUCUACGACUACUUCUCUUCCGACGCUUCUGCUCUUCCUUUAGGGAGGAGGCGAUGGCGGAGAACGGCGACUUCCGCUUCGGAAACAGCGUGAAGGCAGUGGUGAUGCCGAACGGGCUGCCGAAGAUCCAUACCCACGGCGGCGGCGCCGGCGCGGAGAACGGCAUCUGCCACGACGACAGCGCGCCGCCGGUGAAGGCGCAGACAAUCGACGAGCUGCACUCCCUGCAGAAGAAGCGCUCGGCGCCCACCACCCCCAUCAAAGACGGCCUGCAGCAGCAGCAACAGGACAACGCGGCCUUCGCCACCAUCUCCGAGGAGGAGCGCCACAAGCUCCAGCUCCAAUCCAUCAGUGCAUCAUUGGCAUCGCUGACACGGGAGACAGGACCAAAGGUGGUGAAGGGUGAUCCAGCCAGGAAGCUGGAUACGCCCAAGGUCACUGCCGAGCACCACCACUACAUCACCCCAACCAUCAGCAUCAGCGACAGUGCACUCAAGUUCACCCAUGUCCUCUACAAUCUUUCCCCAGCUGAACUGUAUGAGCAAGCUAUAAAAUAUGAGAAGGGUUCGUUCAUAACAUCGACAGGGGCACUGGCUACCUUGUCUGGUGCAAAGACAGGUCGCUCCCCGAGGGACAAACGGGUCGUCAAGGAUGAAACUACAGCUGAGGAGCUUUGGUGGGGGAAGGGCUCACCGAAUAUUGAGAUGGAUGAGCAUACUUUCCUGGUGAACAGAGAGAGGGCUGUUGAUUACCUCAACUCUCUGGACAAGGUUUUUGUGAAUGAUCAAUUUCUGAACUGGGAUCCUGAACAUCGGAUUAAAGUUAGAAUCGUCUCUGCAAGGGCCUACCAUUCCCUAUUCAUGCACAACAUGUGCAUCCGUCCCACGCCUGAAGAACUGGAGAAUUUUGGUACUCCGGACUUCACAAUUUACAAUGCUGGACAGUUUCCAUGUAAUCGUUACACACACUACAUGACAUCCUCGACCAGCAUUGACCUUAACCUUGCUAGGAGGGAAAUGGUAAUCCUCGGCACGCAGUAUGCCGGGGAGAUGAAGAAGGGUUUAUUCAGUGUGAUGCACUAUCUCAUGCCUAAAAGACAAAUCCUUUCCCUGCAUUCUGGCUGCAAUAUGGGCAAAGAUGGUGAUGUUGCCCUCUUCUUUGGACUAUCAGGCACUGGGAAGACCACUCUAUCUACGGAUCAUAAUAGGCUGCUUAUCGGCGAUGACGAGCACUGCUGGAGCGAAAAUGGUAUCUCAAACAUUGAAGGUGGUUGUUAUGCAAAAUGUAUCGACCUCUCAAAGGAGAAGGAACCUGACAUCUGGAAUGCCAUUAAAUUUGGAACCGUGCUGGAAAAUGUGGUAUUCGAUGAGCACACUCAGGAGGUAGACUACACUGAUAAGUCUGUCACAGAGAACACCCGAGCUUCCUAUCCAAUUGAGUACAUACCUAAUGCGAAGAUACCAUGCGUUGGUCCACAGCCGAAAAAUGUCAUCCUCUUGGCAUGUGAUGCUUUUGGCGUGCUUCCACCUGUUAGCAAGCUCAGCCUGCCUCAGACCAUGUACCAUUUCAUCAGUGGCUACACUGCUCUGGUGGCUGGUACAGAGGACGGCAUCAAGGAACCUCAGGCGACAUUCUCAGCUUGCUUUGGGGCAGCCUUCAUUAUGCUUCACCCUACUAAGUAUGCAGCUAUGCUGGCCGAGAAAAUGCAGAAACAUGGUGCCACAGGGUGGCUUGUGAACACUGGUUGGUCAGGUGGAAGAUAUGGUGUUGGCAACCGCAUCAAGCUGGGAUACACAAGGAAAAUCAUCGAUGCCAUACACUCUGGCAGCCUCCUCAAGGCAAACUACAAAAGGACUCAAGUGUUUGGUUUGGAGAUACCCACUGAGAUCGAAGGUGUUCCUUCGGGGAUUUUAGACCCAAUUAACACGUGGGAAGACAAGGAAGGCUAUAAGGAGACUUUGCUAAAGCUGGGUAGCCUAUUCAAGAAGAACUUUGAGGUGUUUGCCAACUACAAGAUCGGUCAAGAUGGAAAACUGACUGAGGAAAUUCUUGCUGCAGGGCCAAACUUCUGAGCUUUUUGAAGAGAAUGAGAGUGCAUCGUAGUUGAUCUGUAAUAUCUCUUUGAUCAGUUAUGCCAAUAUAGAACGAUAUAUAGGUUUUCUCGGUUACUUUACCAUCCUGCAUUUCAUCGAUCUGAAGGUAGUUCAAGUAUAUCAGAAGCUA